AGAAGAAAGAGUAAGAAAUUUGAAAGAAAAUUUUCUUCCUCUUUUUCUUAAUAAUCUUGAACAAUCACAGACUUCCUUUCUCUCUCAACUUUUUCUCUACCUAAAAGCUCUCUCUCUCUUGCCCACCUUCUUAAUCCGAACUUUGUGGCUGAGGUUUUAGAUUUGUGAUGGAAAAUGGGGUUGAGAUUGUUGAUGCUUUGCACCAUGGAGAGACUAAAUUUGUGGAAGAUGGUGUAGAUGAAAGAGUUGUAGUUGGUUCUUGUGAAUCUAAGGUUACUGAAAAGGAAGAUGGGAAAGAGCAUUUGAUAGAGCAGAGUUCAAAAUAUGGUUCUGUGAAUGGAGAUGUUGCUGAAGAAGAAGUCUAUGGUUUUGAAUCUGGAUUAGUUUCUGAUCAUUUUAAUGGUGCCCGCGAUGAAGAGAAGUUUGAAGAGGCGAUACAGGCUUCUCGUGGAGUGAAUGAAAACACGGCGGUGGAGAAAGAUGUGAUUUCGGGAAAGGAGAAGGAGGACUUGGGUGGUAAUUUGGUUGACAAUGUAGCUGUGGCUACUAAUGUUGAUGAGAGAGGAAUUGAAGAGGAAGUAGUGAGUUCGGAUUUGAAUGAGUCGAAUUUUAGUAGAGAUGAUUCGGGAAAGGAAACAUUGGAGAACGGUGCUAGUCCAGAGGUUGGAGUGUUGAAGGGUGAGGAUCGGGAUGAUUCGACAUUUGGUUCUAUGAGUAUGAAGUCUGAAAAGGAAGACAACUUGGUGAAUAAGACUGCUGAUAUGGUAGAGGGGACGAAGCUGGAUUCUACUAGCGAGAUUCGAACUGAAAAUGGCAAUGGUGUGGAAUUGAAGAAGAAGAGCUUAGGUAUGGAGUCGACAGACCAUGAUGAGAAGACCGACGAGCCGUUAAAUGCACCUGCUGUCCUUGAUUUGGACUAUCAAGAUAAUAUGAAUGGUGAGCUAAAGGAUGAUUCUCCUAAUGCAGAUCUAGAACUGCCGGGCCAUGGGAAUGAAGAAAUGAAUAAGGCUUCAGCUGGUAUCGAUCUUAACGAGGAUAAUAACGAUGAAGAAAGCUCUUCGACGUGCAUGACUACCACGAAUCAGGAUCACAGGAUUGAGGAAGUGAAAGAUGCUUCUACUGGGAAAGACUCAGACGAGCAGUCUGCAGAAUCUCGUGAAUUGAAUGGUACUACUUCUGUCAAUGAACAUAAACCUGUGGGUGAAAUUAGAAUUUCGAUGGAGACGGUUAAGGAUAUCUCGGCCUCUGAGAAGAUAGCUGAUGAGAAAAUUGAGGAGAUACAGGGUGGUGAAAGUGAUGUGACUGUGAAGGAAAGCAUUAUGUCUGGACGUCAGCGUCCUGCUGAUAGUUCCAAUACUGGCCCCGACAUUGGAGGGGUCGAAAAGACAGAGAGGAAAGAUAAGGUUGGGCAGGACAAAACUCAAGUGAACAGGAACCCAGAAAUUCAGCCUGCAUCAAUCAUUGCUUCAUCAUCUGGAAAGUCUACAAAUCCCUCUCCUCCAGCCCGUCCAGCUGGUCUUGGGCGUGCUGCUCCAUUAUUGGAACCUACCCCUCGGGUGGUGCAGCCGCCUCGAGUUAAUGGUACUGUAUCUCAUGUUCAAAUGCAACAAAUUGAUGAUCAUGUUAAUGGGAAUGCCGAGGAAAAUGAUGAUACUCGUGAGCAACUCCAGAUGAUAAGAGUGAAAUUCUUGCGUCUUGCACACAGGCUUGGGCAAACUCCGCACAAUGUUGUUGUGGCACAAGUUCUAUACCGUCUUGGAUUAGCUGAGCAACUUCGAGGAAGAAAUGGUGGUCGGGUUGGCGCCUUUAGCUUUGACCGUGCUAGUGCCAUGGCAGAGCAGCUGGAGGCAGCUGGGCAGGAACCACUUGAUUUCACUUGUACGAUCAUGGUUCUUGGAAAGACGGGCGUGGGUAAAAGCGCUACCAUCAACUCCAUAUUCGAUGAAGUUAAAUUCAGUACUGAUGCUUUUCAAAUGGGCACAAAAAAGGUUCAAGAUGUGUUGGGAACUGUGCAGGGGAUCAAAGUGCGAGUCAUCGACACUCCUGGCCUUCUUUCUUCUUGGUCAGACCAGCGCCAAAACGAGAAGAUCCUUCUUUCUGUUAAGCGCUUUAUAAAGAAGACGCCUCCAGAUAUUGUUUUGUACCUUGAUCGGUUGGACAUGCAAUGCCGGGAUUCGAGUGACAUGCCUCUCUUGCGUACAAUUACUGAAAUAUUUGGACCUUCAAUAUGGUUCAAUGCAAUUGUGGUUCUUACUCAUGCAGCAUCUGCUCCACCUGAUGGUCCAAAUGGUACUGCUUCUAGUUAUGAUAUGUUCGUCACGCAGCGAUCUCAUGUUGUACAGCAAGCUAUACGCCAGGCUGCAGGCGAUAUGCGCCUUAUGAAUCCGGUCUCGUUAGUGGAGAAUCACUCUGCUUGCAGAACAAACAGAGCUGGGCAAAGGGUAUUGCCAAAUGGUCAGGUUUGGAAACCUCAUCUGUUAUUGCUCUCGUUUGCAUCCAAGAUUCUGGCCGAAGCUAACACUCUUUUGAAGUUGCAAGAUAGUCCUCCCGGAAGGCAAUUUGCUCCUCGGUCGAAGUCACCUCCUUUACCGUUCCUUCUCUCCUCCCUUCUUCAAUCCAGACCUCAAGUGAAACUGCCAGAAGAACAGUUUGCUGAUGAUGAUGGUCUUGAGGAUGACCUUGAUGAAUCGUCAGAUUCCGAAAAUGAAUCUGAAUAUGAUGAAUUGCCACCUUUUAAACGAUUAACGAACGCACAGAUGGCAAAGCUCUCCAAAGAACAGAAAAAUGCCUACUUUGACGAGUUGGAAUACAGGGAAAAACUUUUUAUGAAGAAGCAACUGAAAGAAGAGAAAAUGAGAAGGAAGAUCAUGAAGAAAAUGGCUGCAGAGGCAAAACGUCAACCCAGCGACUAUAGUGAAAACGUAGAAGAAGAUAGCGGUGCUGCGGCAUCCGUUCCAGUUCCCAUGCCCGAUUUGGCAUUACCUGCUUCCUUUGAUUCUGAUAAUCCCACUCAUCGGUAUCGUUAUCUUGAUUCCUCUAACCAGUGGCUAAUUAGGCCCGUACUCGAAACACAUGGAUGGGAUCACGAUGUUGGUUAUGAAGGCAUAAACGCAGAGAAGUUGUUUGUCGUAAAAGACGCAAUACCCAUCUCUUUUAGUGGUCAAGUUACAAAGGAUAAGAAGGAUGCAAAUGUUCAAAUAGAGAUGAACAGUUCAAUAAAGCAUGGGGAAACUAAAUCAUCCUCCAUUGGUUUUGAUAUGCAAACUGUUGGGAAGGAUUUGGCCUAUACGCUACGAGGUGAGACGACGUUCAUUAAUUUUAGGAAGAACAAAGCAAUUGCUGGUCUAUCAAUUGCUGUAUUAGGCGACGCCUUAUCUGCAGGAUUCAAAGUUGAGGACAAAUUGAUUGCUAAUAAGCGAUUUCGUUUAGUUGUGACCGGGGGUGCAAUGACUGGCAGGGGAGAUGUAGCUUAUGGUGGCAGUCUGGAAGCUCAAUUGAGAGAUAAAGAUUAUCCUUUGGGUCGUUCACUUUCAACUCUCGGGCUUUCGGUCAUGGAUUGGCACGGAGAUCUUGCUAUCGGUUGCAACGUACAAUCUCAAGUUCCUGUUGGACGAUCUACAAACCUGAUUACUCGUGUGAAUUUGAAUAACAGGGGAGCAGGGCAAGUCAGCUUUCGGUUAAACAGCUCCGAACAGCUUCAGAUCGCUAUUGUUGGUCUCCUUCCUCUACUCAGAAAGCUUCUGGGUAGUUAUCAACAGUGGCAGUAUGGACAAUGAUGGAAUUUAGGUUACAGUUGCAGCUGAAUUUUUGCAAUAUAGGUAUAAUAACGAUGGCGAUUGGACGUCUCAUACCGGUUAGCUUCAAAUGCAAGUGAUUCUAAGCUUUGCUCCUUCCUUCUUUCCACCCCCACAAGCUUUCUUCUUCUUCUGUAGUGCUUUUAGGCAUCGUUGUUAGAUAUCAUAUUUGGUAAUUUUGUUCUCAUUGAGCUGCUGAUCAUGUUGUGUUUCUUGUUAAAUUAAGUUAUGCUUUUAUGCAAGAUGUAUUCCUUUUUUCCCUUGCAAUCCUCUUACCGUCGUUCUAUUUACUGUGCUCGUAUCCAGCGUAUACAAAGAUGAAACGAUGAAACCGAUUAAACCCA
Molecule: messenger RNA, 4138 nt
Organism: Cucurbita moschata (crookneck pumpkin)
Lineage: Eukaryota; Viridiplantae; Streptophyta; Magnoliopsida; Cucurbitales; Cucurbitaceae
Product: translocase of chloroplast 120, chloroplastic-like
Exons: 2
Coding region: 168-3776 (1202 amino acids)
Biological process (GO): protein targeting to chloroplast
Cellular component (GO): chloroplast outer membrane
Molecular function (GO): GTP binding; GTPase activity
Source: RefSeq, a predicted model, not a curated record